Messenger RNA from Echinops telfairi (small Madagascar hedgehog), 866 nucleotides. Its product is annotated as band 4.1-like protein 4A. Gene Ontology annotation, cellular component: cytoskeleton. The record is from RefSeq and is a predicted model, not a curated record. The transcript is spliced from 10 exons. Gene Ontology annotation, molecular function: cytoskeletal protein binding. The coding region runs from base 9 to 812 and encodes 267 amino acids. NCBI's taxonomy places the organism in Eukaryota, Metazoa, Chordata, Mammalia, Afrosoricida, Tenrecidae.
CCGCAGACAUGGGCUGCUUCUGCGCGGUGCCCGAGGAAUUCUACUGCGAAGUUUUGCUCCUGGACGAGUCCAAGUUAACCCUCACCACCCAGCAGCAGGGCAUCAAGAAGUCCACUAAAGGUGCCAUUGUCCUUGACCACGUAUUCCGUCACACAAACCUGGUGGAGAUAGAUUAUUUUGGGCUGCGUUACUGUGACAGAAGCCAUCAGACGUACUGGCUGGAUCCUGCAAAAACCCUUGCUGAACACAAAGAACUGAUAAACACUGGACCUCCAUAUACUUUGUAUUUUGGUAUUAAAUUUUAUGCAGAAGAUCCAUGCAAACUUAAAGAAGAAAUAACCAGGUAUCAGUUUUUCUUGCAGGUGAAGCAGGAUGUCCUUCAGGGCCGGUUGCCCUGCCCCAUCAACAUCGCUGCUCAGCUGGGAGCAUAUGCCAUCCAGUCUGAGCUUGGAGACUAUGACCCCUAUAAACAUACUACGGGCUACGUGUCAGAGUACCGUUUUGUUCCUGAUCAGAAGGAAGAACUUGAAGAAGCCAUCGAAAGGAUUCAUAAAACUCUGAUGGGCCAGACUCCUUCUGAAGCUGAGCUGAACUACCUGAGGACGGUCAGGUCCUUGGAGAUGUAUGGUGCUGACCUUCAUCCCGUUUAUGGAGAAAACAAGUCUGAGUAUUUCUUAGGAUUAACUCCGCUUGGUGUUGUUGUCUACAAGAAUAAAAAACAAGUCGGGAAGUAUUUCUGGCCUCGGAUUACAAAGGUUCACUUCAAGGAGACUCAAUUUGAACUCAGAGUCCUGGGGAAAGAUAUGCAGUGAGGUCAAUAGUUGUACCCUUGAUGGCUGCUUGCAAGUUUUUAAGAUGCCAGAUAC